Messenger RNA from Penicillium angulare, 867 nucleotides. RefSeq names its product Mob1/phocein family protein. The coding region runs from base 1 to 867 and encodes 288 amino acids. Gene Ontology annotation, cellular component: cytoplasm; nucleus. The transcript is spliced from 4 exons. Gene Ontology annotation, biological process: signal transduction; positive regulation of protein phosphorylation; cell division. Lineage: Eukaryota; Fungi; Ascomycota; Eurotiomycetes; Eurotiales; Aspergillaceae. Gene Ontology annotation, molecular function: protein kinase activator activity. The record is from RefSeq and is a predicted model, not a curated record.
AUGGCUUCUUUCAUCACCACCAUGUCUGUCCCCGCUCCUCCUACCCCUGUUCAUUCCUCCACUGCCUCGGGCGUGUCUCGAUCGUCCCCAAAUCGAUCCUCCUCUUUGAGCCUGAGCCCCUCGUUCUACCAGACGACCCGCACCUCCCAUGUCCCUUUACUAGAACCACCAUCCUAUCUUUCACCUGCUGUUCGCGCCCUCAAACAAGGCUGCUUUGGACUGACACCUCCCAGCAAUGCACGCACAAGGGCUCCCUUCAAGCCUCGAUCUGCCGCCAAAGGCACGAGCAGUUACCAGUUGAGACAGUUCGCCGAAGCCACAUUAGGUAGUGGUAGCUUGCGCAAAGCUGUAAAGCUUCCCGAAGGCGAAGAUUUGAACGAAUGGCUUGCGGUCAACGUUGUCGAUUUCUACAAUCAAAUCAACCUCCUAUACGGAUCCAUAACAGAAUUCUGCUCACCACAGACAUGUCCUGAGAUGAAGGCUACGGAUGAAUUUGAGUACUUGUGGCAAGACUCAGAGAAAUUCAAGAGACCUACAAAGAUGUCUGCACCGGAAUACAUUGAACACCUGAUGACUUGGGUCCAAGGAAAUAUUGAUAAUGAACAAAUGUUCCCGAGCCGAAUCGGCGUCCCAUUCCCCAAAACCUUUCCAAGUCUCCUGCGUCAGAUCUUCAAGCGAUUGUACCGAGUUUACGCCCAUAUCUACUGCCACCAUUACCCAGUUGUAGUCCACCUUGGCCUUGAGCCACACCUCAACACCAGCUUCAAGCAUUACGUCUUAUUUAUCGACGAGCACAAAUUGGCCAGUGGGAAGGAUUACUGGGGACCCUUAGGCGAUCUAGUCGACAGUAUGUUGCGCAGUGACUAA